This is a messenger RNA of Cuscuta campestris, 2702 nucleotides long. The record is from the annotation of a GenBank genome assembly. NCBI's taxonomy places the organism in Eukaryota, Viridiplantae, Streptophyta, Magnoliopsida, Solanales, Convolvulaceae.
AGCCUCAUCUAUCUGUAACCUCUCUUCUCAAACGCCUCCUUCUUCAAUCGCCUCCUUUUUCUUCGAUUCUCUUUCUUCUUGAAGGACGACACACCUCUUACAAGUUUAGAGCAGGUAUGUAUUUUAUUCUUAUUUUUUUUAGGUUUUCAAAAUCGUAUAAAUUCGAUCAUAAAGUUUUAGAAUAUUAAUUUGGAUUAUUGCAGAUGUUAACUCUUCAUAGUUAAAUUUUGGUUUUAAUUUCAAUUGUUUUAGAAAUUCUGUUUUGAUCUAUAAGAGUUAAUGUCUGUGUACAUCUUGUAUGUGUGUUGCUGCUUCAUUCUACUUCUUCUAUUGUUCUUCCCUUAAAGUUUGGAAGGGAAUUCAUAAAUGGCAGACUAGAAAUACACUGUUUGGGACUGAUCCUUCUGUUAUUGGGGUUGGGAAUGUGGUUUUGGGAUUUUAAUCUAUUAAUUUAAUUACUCUUUGUAAUUAAAAAACAAAGUAUGAGAUUUAGCAUAAGCUACUUGUGUUGUUUCCAGAAUUGAGAGCUAUAUUAUAUUUGCUGAACAUAGCUUAAGGAGUAUAUUAUAUUUGAUGAACAUAACUUAAGGAGUAUAUUAUAUUUGCUGAACAUAACUUAAGGAGUAUAUUAUAUUUGCUGAACAUAACUUAAGGAGUAUAUUAUAUUUGCUGAACAUAACUUAAGGAGUAUAUUAUAUUAGCUGAACAUAAGGAGUAUAUUAUAUUUGCUGAACGUAGCUUAAGGAGUAUAUUAUAUUUGCUGAACAUAAACUCUAUUCUGAAGGAAGUAUCAGUAACAUUUUGAAUUUUUACAUAGAGAAAUCUCAUAUCUGUUUGUUGUUGCUCAAUGUAUGUUUGGUUUUUCAGUAUUCACUCAUUUUUUAUUAAAUGCAGAGUGAGUUUCUGCAUAUUUUCUGUCAAAUAUCUGUGCAAAUUGUUUAAAUGCUGUGAUUUCUAUGAAAGCUGCAUAUUACUUGUUGAGAUGGAGAUGCUUCAAUUGAGUUUUCGAGUUGACGGAGGUCUAGUUAGGGUUUGUUUUGAGAUGUACAGAAUUCAUAAUGUGGCAGCCGGCAUGGUAGUCAAAAUUGAGGUGGGGUUUCUCUGCUUUGCUUGCUGCAUCUCAAAAACAUACUUUUGAAAUUAGGCCAUCAUGUAGAAGUUGUGGGACUGUGAGAGUCAGCUGGUUAAGGAAAGCUUAGCUUAUGAAAUCGCUUAGCCAUUAAGUGUUUGUUUGUUGUAGUAGUGAGGCAUCAGUACGGAGUUGCGUCAGCUGUGGAUAUAGACUAGGCUAAGUGACGGACUUCAUCUCUUUUAUUCUCUUCACUUAUAGCUUACACUUCAGCUGAUCUAACGAGGCUCAGGUGUGGAGCCAACCACUGUGAACCGAGACUACGCAAAGGUAGAACACCCUUGAAACUUCACUUACUUUAUCAUAAACCUUGAUUUCGCUACGCUCAAUAAGAACCCGGAAUAGCGUAAAUCGGUUUGUGUUCCGCUUCCAAAAAGUCAGUCGUUUUUGCCCAAGUGUGAACUGCAGACGACUCUCCAGUGGUUCCAUUCCUUCUUACUAUACUUCUGGGUCAACCCAACCCAAUGGGAAGAAGAGGGUCAGCCAAACUGCAGUCCACUUUGUACCUCUGCUGAGCAGACCAAUCAGUCAUUUUAGAAAAGGGAAGGGAACUUCUCACCGAAGGAGGCGGGAAGCUACCGCUUCUAGAGUGGAAGCUUAUCCUUGACUUUUUUUUAGAGCGUAUCGCUAUUUUCAUUUGAUUUUGAAAUAAUAAAAAAAGGUUCAUGGCUCCACUUUGAUAAGAGAUUAUUUUUAACUAUUUGAAUCUGUUAAGACUUUAUUGAGAUUAUGAGUUCUAUCCCCAAGCAUUCUCAUCUAUAUAGGCUUAGGGUACCAAAUGCCAUUAAGAAUCCAGAAUUAAGAAAUUUGUUUAGAAAAAUGAGAAAUAUCCUGAGCCGCAUCUUUUCCUUCAAAGGAGAAAAUGGUGUGAAGUUUAUUUUGCCAAACAGCUUUCCUAACUAAUUCAUAUUCAGGAAUGACCUUAAACACUGAGUUAUCUUCUUCGGUAAUAAUGUUUGGGAUGUUUUCUAGAAUGUCAUCAAACUGAGCAGUGUAAUCUUGAGGGAAAUAUAUAUCAUCACCUCAUAGUAUUGUUCCUACAGUAGUCGCUCCAAAAUGAGCUUAUUUUGACUUCUAUCAUCUGUUAGUGCUGAUUGCAGUGUUUACACGUACUAGUUAGUGGCCAUAAGGUAUAAUUGGGACAGGAUGAUAUGGUCAGGGGGGAUUCUGCCUGGUGGGAAAUUGGGGCAGGAGGAUAUUAUUUUCUUCUUUUGUUACUCUAGGUGGAAUAAUUUCCACCUGAAAUGAGUCAUAGCUCUUGAACACUAAGACUUUGACUUCUCUGAGUAUUUGUGGCCUGAAGGUAGGUUGUGCAGAAUCUAUCUGGGGUAUAUGAGUGGGAUGCAACAUUACCCUAAGAGGAAAGAUUGGCUUCUUUAACACGUCCAGAGAUCAAGGGUGAAUAUGAGAGAUGUCAUUCAGUUUCUACGACUUUGGGUGAUGUGACAAGAUGAAAUGAAAAGAUGAAGCUUAGAUGUUAAGCGUUUAGGAUACUUUAACAAUUUUGUCAUGUUUAGUACUAUAUUUAUUUUAUGUCAAAACCCUAUUAUAUUAAUAAUUGUGAAUCUUUGAU